CCCACUCUCCCUCUCUCUGGAGAAUAGUGUGACCAGUUUCCUCUGCCUCUCGGUUCUCUUCUCUUCUCUGUGUGCGCACAAUCUUCCACAAAACCUCAGACGCUCCCCACCCACCGUCCGUAUCUGCCGCCCAUAGUCCAUUGGCCCAACAGCAUCACCCUGCGCCUCCUCUGUUCUCCGUCUUGUUCUUGCCCGAGGGCAGCCGUAGAUCAGUCCAGACAAACUAGCAAACCAACCAUAGAUCAGUCCAGACAAACUAGCAAGCCUCUGAAGAUCUCCUCUUGCUGCAAGAAUCCAAGAGAGGGGAGUUUUGUUAGAACAAGCUCGUCGCCUGCCUUGCCUUGCCAGCCAGCCUCUUUGUCGUUCCAGCUCUGUUAUUAGAGCUAUUGGGUCAGGCUGUGGGCUGCCUGGAUCCUGGAUGGGCAGGCCUAGAGGUGGGAAGGCCAAGGAAUCGAUGGAAGCUGCGAAGAACGAGGAUGCGGGUAGCGCUGGUGAGGAGGUGAUCCCAGCCUACAAGAGGAGGGGACGGCCACAGAAGCUUCGCAAGCACGACGCCGAUGAGGAAGAGGACACCGCCAAGGUUGAAGACGACGGCGACGGCACAAAAGAAGAGAUUGCGCCACGCAAGGAGUCGACGGGCGCAGCCGGGAACGGAGGGAAGAAGAGGCGGCGGCAGUCGAAGCGCGGCUCGGAGUCAGCGACGGACGGGAAGGGCGGCGCUCCGGCGAGGGCGCCAACCGGAUUCCGGCAGAAUGGGAGCCGGCGGAAGAGCACCCCGCGGAGAGCUGCGGAGGCAGGGGUGGAGAGCAAGUGAGGCUCUGAAGACUGAAGAAGAAGUGUGACGUAAUGAGGAACUGCCUAAUAGCAGCAAGUAGUUAUGCAGUACUACUCCAGUAGCUUGAAAAUGCACUAUUAGUGGUAGCUUUUAGAUUUAUUAUGAGUUACUAUGACAUUAUGGAUUUUAGGGAUUUAUGUCAGUUGGUUCUAUGGCCAGUGCUAAUGGUUGGCACAUGGAUUAAAACUUUAUGAGAGGAACUCCAUUUACGGAGCCCUAAUUGCUUCCCCGUUCA
This is a messenger RNA of Triticum dicoccoides, 1070 nucleotides long. RefSeq lists its product as uncharacterized. The coding region runs from base 419 to 814 and encodes 131 amino acids. Lineage: Eukaryota; Viridiplantae; Streptophyta; Magnoliopsida; Poales; Poaceae. The record is from RefSeq and is a predicted model, not a curated record. The transcript is spliced from 2 exons.